Molecule: messenger RNA, 1097 nt
Organism: Perkinsus marinus ATCC 50983
Lineage: Eukaryota; Perkinsozoa; Perkinsida; Perkinsidae
Exons: 3
Coding region: 48-1097 (349 amino acids)
Molecular function (GO): RNA binding
Source: RefSeq, a predicted model, not a curated record
AGUUCUUUCUACCUUGGUGUAGAAUAAGCACCCUUCCGUGCACUACUAUGAUGACCGCUUCGCCUUUGGACCCCUACAGUACUGCUGCUAACGCUUGGCGACCUCAGCCGCAAGAUUGUGUAUACGAUGAAGAUGAUGAUGACGAGCUGAAGAAUCUGAUGGAUGCUCUCUCCCCUGAAGAUCAAGCUUGCAUCAGGAUGCUCCUCAGGGGGGCUAAUGCAUCACCUCAGACGACUGCCUUCAACAACGCCGCAUCCUUUGGUCAGCAAUUCUCUUAUUCGCCCCUCAACAGUGGUGGUGAUCUGUCACCUGAGUCUACUGCUGCUUCAUCUUCCUCAUGCAAGUCUGCGAUCGUCGAGGCUCCUCAGCCCAGCAACAGCAGCAGCAACCACUCCCCUGCUAAUGCCACGCACAAGGAUACUGCUGCAAGUUCGGCGGCCGGCAUGAGCUUAACUGCCAGAAGGAGGAAGGCUCGUCGCCAAAACCGCGUAGUGAGCUGUAGUCGUUCCCCAGCAGUCGACUACACUGAGGGUCCUGUUAGUCCAGCAUCUGGCGUUUCGGAAGUUAUCCCUACCCCUGUGACUGGUCCUACUACUAUGAUGAUCCGUAAUGUCCCUAAGCGGUACUCCCAACGCAUGCUUAUACAGGAGCUUGCUAGCCGCGGUUUUGAGGGGACUUUCGACUUCUUUUAUUUGCCAACUGAUAUCUCAUCAGGAAGGAAUCUCGGUUACGGUUUUGUCAACUUCCUGACCCCUGCAUUAGCCGCGACAUUCAAGUCGGUUUUUCACAAGAUCCAACUGUCCGGCACUGCUGUUGGGGGCUUCUCUGCAGUCGAGGGUGGGGCCAACAACAGUUCCCUCAGCAUCUCGGUUGCAGUUGUCCAGGGGUUGAAGCGCAAUCUGGACAAUCUCGUUAGGAACGCCAGCGUGCACAGGAUCAAGAACCCAGAGUAUCUACCUUUGGUCAUGGACCCUGCUCACGGCUGUCUGGCUCCUUAUAUGAUACCAUCGCAUAAGGCUAGUACUCAACAGCAGCAGCAUACUAAUGGUAGAAGGCAUAGCAAUGAUAUGCAUCGACCAGUUGUUGGUAAACAAUAA